CGCCUUCCUCAGCUCCGUGAGCUCUAUUGGCUUCUUCCUGUUCGUAGUUGUGUCGUGCGAUAAAAAAGAUUUAUUGUAUACAUUUAAGCGAGGCUCGAAAGAAGAAACGAUACACGCAAAAUGUCGAAAAGUCUCCCUUUUACUCUGAACGAUCCAUCUCUGCUCCAUGAGGCUUCAUUGCUCAGUGGACAAUGGGUGCAGGCGCAGGAAGCUAAACGGUUUGACGUUGAAGACCCUGGUUCCGGCAGGAUCUGGGCUUCUUGUCCUACUAACCAAGUCACCGACGUUGAUCAGUACAUCGAAUCAUCACAAACUGCCUUUGACUCUUUCCGCCACACCAACCCUCGUGAAAGAGCCAAGAUUCUCCUCAAGUGGCAUGAGUUAAUAACAAAGGCCCGAGAAGACAUAGCCAAGAUUGUUGUCUAUGAAACAGGCAAGCCGAUGGCAGAGGCAGUUGGUGAGGUUGAUUACGCGCUCGGUUUUGCUUGGUGGUUCGCUGGUGAGGCUGAGCGAGUUCGCGGCUCAAUCGCCUUGCCCUCAGUCUCAUCCCGACGGACAUUCGUCAUCAAGCAACCAAUUGGUGUUUGUGUCGCUCUGGUACCCUGGAACUUCCCCGUUGCCAUGAUUAUUCGAAAGGUGGCUGCUGCAAUUGCUGCAGGAUGCACAAUGGUUGUCAAGCCUUCGCCUGAAACCCCUCUCAGUGUCAUGGCUUUGGCCGAUCUAGCUCUUCGGGCCGGCCUACCGAAUGGUGUACUCAAUGUCAUCUCAACCGAUAAUGAGCAUACGCCAUCUGUCAGCGAAAGGCUCUGCAAGCACCCAUCGGUGCGGAAGGUAACUUUUACUGGCAGUACUAAUGUUGGAAGCAUCGUCGCAAAGCAUUGUGCUGAGGGCCUCAAGAAGGUCACGAUGGAGCUUGGCGGUAACUGCCCUUUUAUUGUAUUCGACGACGGCAACCUAGACGAAGCCGUCGCGGCUCUCAUGAUACUCAAGUGGCGAACUGCUGGUCAGGCUUGUACACACGCUAACAGGGUUUACGUCCAAAGUGGGGUUUACGAGACUUUCUGUCAGAAGAUGGUCCAGGCAACCCAGAAGCUCAAGGUUGGGCAUGGCGCAGCCGAUGAGACGACAAUUGGUCCUUUGACAACUUCGCGACAGGUUGAAAAGGUAGAGCGACAUGUCUCUGAUGCCCUUAGCAAAGGAGGCAAGCUGCUUUGUGGAGGAAGAAGACCCGACCAUCUCAAGGCUGGUUAUUUCUUUGAGCCUACUGUCGUUUCCGGGAUGACUCCAGAUAUGUUGACGACCCAGGAAGAGAUUUUCGGUCCUUUAUUGGGCAUCUAUAAGUUUGAAACGGAGGAGGAAGUUGUAAAACUGGCUAACCACACGUCAAUGGGACUUGCCUCAUACUUUUACACGAAAGAUGUGAGCCGCACUUGGAGGCUUCUGGAGAGUCUUGAGGCGGGGAUGAUCGGGAUGAAUACAGGCAACGCAUCGUGCGCUGAGUCUCCCUUCGGCGGUAUCAAGGCUUCAGGGUAUGGGAAAGAAGCUGGCAAAGACGUUGCUAUCGAGGAGUACCUCAUUUCCAAAACCGGCACGCUUACUGUAGAGGGGACAGCGACAGCCUAAGCUGUCUUUUUAUCGUGUAGUGUUACUAAAUUAACAUGAGAAGC
Fusarium redolens is the source of this 1667-nucleotide messenger RNA. RefSeq names its product aldehyde dehydrogenase domain-containing protein. The coding region runs from base 121 to 1623 and encodes 500 amino acids. Gene Ontology annotation, molecular function: succinate-semialdehyde dehydrogenase (NAD+) activity. The transcript has 5 exons. The record is from RefSeq and is a predicted model, not a curated record. NCBI's taxonomy places the organism in Eukaryota, Fungi, Ascomycota, Sordariomycetes, Hypocreales, Nectriaceae.